Messenger RNA from Habropoda laboriosa, 1578 nucleotides. RefSeq lists its product as uncharacterized. NCBI's taxonomy places the organism in Eukaryota, Metazoa, Arthropoda, Insecta, Hymenoptera, Apidae. The transcript is spliced from 8 exons. The coding region runs from base 40 to 1578 and encodes 512 amino acids. The record is from RefSeq and is a predicted model, not a curated record.
AAGGUGUCGCCCGAAUUUUUGAGCACGCUGAGGUGGAGGAUGGAGGAGCUGGAGACGCUGGAGAGCACCGAGUGCCCUGAGUGCCCCGGCCCACCCCCCGAGUUCCGGUUGCCGCCACCACCCCGGCCACCCUUCCUCACCGACGGCACCUUUUGCUCGGAGGAGCCCCUCACCGAGAUCGAAGAUUGCGUCGCCAUCCCGAUGAUCGAUGCGUCGUACCACACGAAUCCAUCGCUCCAGAGCACCGCCCUGAUCAUAACGUGCGCAGUGGUGGUCCUCCUGAUGGCAGCAGUCGUCUCCGUCGUCUUCUGGAAGCACAAGCGGAAAGUGCAGAACCUGUUACCGUGCAAGAGCGCAGCGGGAGCUGCGGCGGCGGCGGCGGCGGGGAGCGCGGGUGGCGCGGUGCUGUACGAGGACCUGCCGGAAGCGGUGACGCACUCGCAGCUGCACAAUCACCUGCCCAGUCACCACCACCCGGGCCAGGCGCCGACGAUCGAGAUGCUGGACGUCAAGGAUACUAGCAGAGGAGUCUUCGUGUGCAGCAGCCCUGGACCUGAACCGUACACGUCCCAGGAUCUCUACAAUCCUGUCUACGAGGAGCUCAGUAACGAGGACCAUCCGAAAGCGGACGAAGAGAGCGAGCUGAACGCCAGGAAUCGGUUGCACCAUCAUCAUCAUCGCCAUUAUCACCGUGGCUCCUCGUCGAGGAUCAAGGACGAGCCACCGCGGCCGACGGUCGACGAUUUCGCCGAGGACGAUUUCGCCGAGGACGAGCUGUCCCUGGGUGAACCGUCCGAGGCGAGAAGGUUAACCUCGUCUACCGGUCCUACGUGGGGCACCUGUCCGGCUGGUGGCAGGCCACCGCGGGAGAGACGAGGUAGGAGCCCCAGGAGCCUCGACAGGUGCCGGAGAGACGAGAGCCACGAUGUGGGAGAGUUCCACGAGGGGAUGCUGCUCGACGCGUUGCUACAGCUCUAUCCUAGCGUCGCUGGUGUAGCUGGCACUCGAUCGAAUAGCAAUCAACGACAACAGUCCGUCCCGUCGGUGGCCCACAGGUUACCGUACUUCGUACCACCGAUGCCAGCCACGCAGGCACUCAGGGUCGAGGAGAACCCGUACGAGAGUGUACCGGUGCUCGGACCUCUCCACCAUUAUUCCAGCCAAAGCAGAAGCAACAAGGUUAGGACACGCAAGUCGAACGACAAGUACAAGUACUCGGCGCAAUACGGAGGAGAGUAUUACGGUCUGCAGAACCAGGAGAGCGCCCCUGUUUACACGCAGGUGGGCGGCGAAUAUUCCGACACCUAUUCGCAACCGACGGAUCGUCUGUAUAACGAGGACAAGUACACGCAGCCGGUGUACUACGCGCCACGGGACACCGAGCAGAUCACUUCCGGUAGGCUGUACCAGGGCCAGCCGGACAGCAGUUUCGGUAGCGACAGUGGAUACAGCCAUCACACGUCAGACACGACCGGUACGACCGGCACGCGUAGCAGUAACUCGAGGACGAAUCACAGGAAGGACAAGCAUCGAAAUUCUCAUCAUUCCCAUCACUCCGCGGACUAUAUCGUAUCCUAA